Aspergillus uvarum CBS 121591 is the source of this 636-nucleotide messenger RNA. RefSeq names its product putative integral membrane protein. Bases 81 to 620 code for a protein of 179 amino acids. The transcript has a single exon. Lineage: Eukaryota; Fungi; Ascomycota; Eurotiomycetes; Eurotiales; Aspergillaceae. The record is from RefSeq and is a predicted model, not a curated record.
UCCAGAUCGCAACAGCUGCAUUACCUACACAGCCAAAACAGAACUCCUCUCCUGCACCUCCACCGAAACACAAAACCAAAAUGGCAGACUACGCCUACGCCUCCACCCCCCUAACAACCACCAACCUAGGCACCGCCCUCCUCCGCCUCAGCCCGCUGAUGAUCUCCUCCGCGUCGCUGAUGUGCGCCUGGGACCAGCAGAACGCCUUCCGCUCCUUCCUGGCGCCGCCGCUGCUCCGCAAGCCCAACGACAUCUGCGCCCACGUCGUGGUGGACUGGUUCGCCGAGUUCGCCAAGCCGACCAAGUGGGUGAUCAUCCUGUCCUACCCGUUCGCCCUGAUCAUCGCCUUCAUCAACGCGUUCGGCGCCCCCGGCGCCGGCCUCCACCCGCAGACCAAGGCCUUCUACGCCGCGGGUGGCGUCCUCUCCAUCCUGCACUUCUACUUUGGCACCUAUUCGAUGAUGUGGAAUGCCCGGAUCUCCAGCAAGGAGCAUAUCGGGACAAAGAACUAUGAUGCGCUGCGCGGGUGGUUGGGCAAUAAUUUUACCAGGAUGCUAACAGUCAAUGUGCCGGCCUGGGCAAUGUUUGUUUGUGCGACGGCGACGUUUCUAAAGAUCUAAAUCGUUUAGGGUUGGG